AUAUGUAUAUAUACAAAUUAAAAAAUAAUCAAAUGAUGCGCCAUCUUGCGUUAUAAGAUAAAAGGAGAUCGAAAGGAACAUCGGGAUUGGUCGAUAAGUUUGGCGGCCUAGCGUCUAUCCCCUCCACCAAUAGCCGAGCGAGAUCGGGCCGCCGCAUAACAACUCAGCGUCGCGGCACAGUAGCGAAGUGUCUGUUGGCACGAGUACAUUUGGCGGUUUUUAAUAUUCUUUAGUUUAUCGGUUGUCGCGUCGUUAUACUUUCGUUCAACUUAUUAUUGUUUAAUUUCGUUAUCUAUUAUUUUCGUAAAUAAACCGGUAUCGCGUAAGAUAAAUAUUAUGUGGUCGCAAAGUUCGACGAUAUAUUCAAAGAAGCGCCGAUCGUCCAUCGUCCUCCUUCGUUUCUGUGUUUGAAGGAAGAACGAACGCAUGCGGUGCUCCGAUACAUCCUGACGCUACCGGUGCCUUUUGCCGAUUUUCAAACCGUUUGGAUUUUUUAAAUCGAUUCUUCUGUAUCUUUUGCUGCAUCCAUUAAUCAACUAAUCUACUCCUCCUUCUCGUCAUCUAAGCAAUGGCGAACGCUGGUCUUGAAGUACGAGAAGCUGGCCGGGCGUUACGAGUUCAAACGGAAGCACCGCAUCUUGUGUCCACGGGAAGCGGACGAUUGUCGACUGCAGUGACCUUGCAUCCUUUACCUGAAGGUAGAAUUACUCUUGGAUCGAACAGGGAUGCUGAUAUUCCAUUGGCUGGUACAGGAGUUGAAUCCAUUCAUUGCGCGAUUGAAAACAAUAACGGUGUGGUCACUCUUCAUCCCAUAAAUGGAAACACGGCUAUCGAUGGUGUCCCGAUAAAUUCAUCUGUGCGACUUGUUCAAGGUUGCAUGCUGUCGAUUGGCAGAUCAAAUUACAUGCGCUUCAAUCACCCUGCCGAGGCCAAGCAACUCCGAUCGGUACUGCCACAAUCAAGAAUUUCCAUGGCACCCAUAAGCUUCUCCCUACCUGACAAUCAACUUCAGGAGGGCUGUCACUUGGAAAGAAAGCCACCGGUUGCGCCAAGAAAGUCACCAAGGAAUUCAUGUUCUGACGAUGAAGUUGGCUUCCUUGGGAAGUUAACGAAAUUUGAGAUGUUGUCGAAGCAAAACAGAAACAACUGCGUAUCGCCGAAAGUAUUUCCAGCAGGUGGUAUUACGACCAACGUUCCGGCCGAUCAGAUUUUAGGACACUCGAGAACACCGACUUCCUCGGCAAGGAACAGUUCCAAUUUGUCGAGCAACAAUAAUUCGCCGCUUCAAAAUUUGACGAAUUUAGACAGAAGCCGUUCGAAUACACCGUCUUUCGUUACGUCAUCCCCAAAUAAUCAUUCCUUCGAAGACAAUCGUCAGUCAACAGAAAGUAAUAAAAAUCAUAGCAGAUCUAACACGCCUAAUCAAAACUCACCGAUGUUAGAUCACAAUCGUUCAUUGCCUUAUCAAAACUCACCGACCCUAAAUCGUAAUCAAAUACAAAUGUUCUCGACGGCUGAAACUUAUUUAAAAACUUACAAGCCGUAUUAUCGCGAAAAUAAAAGUGAGAACGAUCAAGGUUCUCAGAAUUAUGUUAUGCCACGAAAUUCAGCCUCUCGUACGGAUCUAAUGUCUCGUAGUAUGAUGUGUCAGAGAUCUAAUGAUUUGGAUGAUCUCGGAGUUGGUAGGGAAUUUGACAUGAGUCAGAGUUUGAUUGUCACCAAAACCACUACGGAAUAUUUACAAUUGGAGAAAUUUGGAUCAAAUUCAAACCUUUGUAAUGGUUCGGUGACACCAAAUCGUUGUAACAAUAGCGUCAGUAGUAACAACACCACCAGUGGUGUAAUUAGGAACGCAGUUGGUCCAAAUUUUGGUUCGAGUCCAAAUAUCAUUAAAAGGAUUCAACCACCGAGUCCAGCGUUUAAUCGUAAUCCCAAAUACAGUGGUGAACAAAAUAGGCCAUAUACUCGUGUUAAAAGUCCAACACCGAGCAUAGGAAGUGGUUGUUCGUUGGAGGAACUUCGUGAACGGCAAAUCGAUGCUGAAAACAAACGUCGUGAGGCUGAGAAUAAAAGAAAAAAGGCGCAAGAAGAAAGAUUAAGAGAACAGGAAAUUGAAAGACAAGAGAAAAUGAGAUUGGAAGAAAUUUUGGCUAUGUGCGCGGAAUACGAAAGACAAAGUACCCUCGAUAAACCUAGACAACCUAACAGAAUCAAAACGAAUGGUUCUCUUCCACGAGACAAACGAUUAGGAGGCGGCUACGCAUCACCGUACGAAAGCCCAAAAAGUCCAUCGAAGAAUCAACCACAUUUUUCUUUCGAAUCCCCAAAACAACAACCGUCAACGAAUAAUUACGAAAACGUGACAGUACAAAAUUCCAAAAUGAUCUAUCAAAAUAAUACUUCACCCAUCGAUCAAAAAGAUCAAAUACCACAAAAAUUGGAUAGUCCAAUAAUUCAAGAUACAGCGAUUCAACAAACUAUACCAAAUCAUAAUAACAACAAUAAUCAAGCUACCACCACCAAGUGGGCGAAUAACACAAGUCAUAGUUUUUCUAAUUCGAUUUCACAAGCCCGUACACCAAAUUACGAAAAUAUCACUUUCGAUCGUACCGCAGUUAAUAACAAUAAUAAUAAUAAUAAUAAUAAUAAUAGUAACAAUAACAACAACAGUGACGAACGUGAAAGUACAAAAGAAACUUCGACUUAUGGAACGAUUCAAUUAAACGGUACGAAAAUUUCGACUCAACAGCAAACAACUUUGGCACAAAAUUACGAAAGAUUCGUGUCUUCAAAUGGCAAUUUGAGUUUGUACGAGAACGUAAUCGUGUCUUCCAUAUCACCAGCAUCAUCGAUGCCAAACAACACUCCUAAUCAUCAUAACAACAAUAACAGUAGUAAUAACAGUAAUAAUAACAAUAACAAUAAUAAUCAAAAUCAUUCCAUGCCAAAGAAAAAUGGUCAACUUUCUAAUUCGUGUGAAAUGAUAGAAAACAAAUUGACGAUAUCGAACGAUGAUCUUCUCGAAGCUAUCGAGCAAUUGUCAAUGUUGUCAAAAUCCAAAGAAAUUUGUACCACGCCGAAAAGAAAUAAUUCCGAGAAAGAUAACGCGAAAUCGAACGAGGCUAAGGCCGAUAAAGAAAGGAAGGAAUUGGAAGAGGAGGAUAGAAAAAAGUACAUCGAAUUUUUGCAAAACGAAAAACUUCAUAUUCUCAGUAACAUGGAUGCUUUGAAGAGAAGCGUUGCUGAUAUUGAAAUUCAAGAGGAAGAAAUUAGCAGAGAGUUGGAAUUGGAAAAGGCACUCUUAUCGGCUGAAUACGAAUCGGAAUCUUUAAAAUUGACACAAGAGGAGAGUGAAAAGAUAAAGGUCCAAAUGAGGAUCAAUGAACUCGAAAGAGAAAUGGCCGAGGAUAAUACGACCCAAGCAAAAUUACAGACAGAGGCUAAGCAAAGAGUACAGAAAGCUCAACAAGCUUACGCUAGAUUAGAAGAAGAAUUAACGCGUUCCAUGGAUGAAAUGAGGCAGCAGGACAUUGGUGAAAAGUUGGCAGCUCAGCAGGACGUCCUUGAAACCGAGAGGAAAGCUUUCGAGGAUUUAGAAUUCCAUCAUCUGGAAGAGGAAGCGAGCAAACUUGCUACCAGAGAGGAAUUGCAAAGGUAUUUGAGCGAGUUAACGUCGAGAAUAGAAACGAAGAAAGCUCAAUUAAAUAAUUUGGAGUCUCAACGAUCGGAAGCCAACAAUAUAGCGACAAAAGAUGCUAGAAGCCUUGAGAGACAAAAGUUAGGCCAUUUGAAACGAUUGGAAGAAGGAAGAAAUAGAUUGCGAACCAUCAACGAUGAACUCGAAAACUUAUUACAAAAUUCGUGCGAUAAUUGCGAAGAGAAACGAUCACCGAGCAGGGAAGAUUUCGAUAGAAUCUCCAGAGUCACCAUUGACUCUCCCAUAGUAAAUAAUCAGGGCAGCUUAGGUAGAAAAACUAUCGAGUCCCUCAAGGAAAUUGAGAGAAAUCGACAGCUUCAUUUAGCGAAACAAGGUAGCCAAGUGAUUUCUGAAGAAAGAAGAAGAGUCGAAGAACUCAAAAGACGCGUUCAAGACGAAGUACGUUCUCAAUGGGAAGAAAGAAAAAUGAAUUGUGCUUCCUUUAAUAGUGUCGAAUCAGGUGAAGAAUCUUCGAGUUAUUCAACAGGCUUAACGGAAAGUGGUAGCGGGAGUAGCGACGGAGCUGACGGGGGAACCGGUGAGAAAUUAUCACCGAGUAAACUUUCGGAACUCACUUCGCCAAGUCCAGGACCAUCUAACAACUCUUACAGUCUGCUUCAAAAUGAUAACAUGAGAGAUGAUAGGAGAACGUCGAUGGAAGGGGAAAGGCUCAGUAACAACAGUGGUGGUAUCGUUGACGGAAACGGAAGCCGACCUCUUUCACAGAUCUCCAGUGAAAUGGAUACUAUCGGUCCACUUCAACCUGUUAAACAUCGUGAAAAGGCUAAACUCCAGAGGCCGUUAACAAGAUAUCUACCUAUAAAAUCCGAAUCCUUGGAUUUGAGGCAUCACAUUGAAACUGCCGGACAUCAGUUGCAGCUGAUAGAUGAUGUCACGGUUAAUACUACCAAUUGCAGUGGUUAUUUGUCAAAGAUGAGUAAAAAGUUUCAUCACUGGAACAAACGGUGGUUCGUUUUCGAUCGAAAGAGGAAAACCUUGACGUAUUACAGCGAUAGUAAUUCGAAAAAGGCACGAGGAGUUAUUUACUUUCAGUCAAUAGAAGAGGUCUACGUGGAUCACAUGAACACAGUUAAAUCACCACAACCAUCGUUAACCUUCAUCAUAAAAACUUCGUCAAGAUUGUAUCACUUGAUGGCACCUAGUCCAGAAGCUAUGAGAGUUUGGGUCGAUGUAGUUUUUACAGGAGCCGAAGGAUAUCACGAAUUUGAUCAUGGCGUUUGAAGAAAGACAAGAAAAUAAAAGACGAAACGCUUAUUAACAAUUAAUUUGUAUUUUUGAAAAAAAAGAAAAAAAAAGAGAAAAAGAUCUCUUUAGUAAAAAUCUCGAUCCUUCGAUUUGGGAUAAAAAAAAAAAAAAAACUGAGAAGAAGAAAAAUAG
Polistes dominula (European paper wasp) is the source of this 5095-nucleotide messenger RNA. RefSeq lists its product as uncharacterized. Lineage: Eukaryota; Metazoa; Arthropoda; Insecta; Hymenoptera; Vespidae. Gene Ontology annotation, molecular function: protein binding. The record is from RefSeq and is a predicted model, not a curated record.